Mangifera indica (mango) is the source of this 4562-nucleotide messenger RNA. RefSeq names its product autophagy-related protein 11-like. NCBI's taxonomy places the organism in Eukaryota, Viridiplantae, Streptophyta, Magnoliopsida, Sapindales, Anacardiaceae. Gene Ontology annotation, molecular function: molecular adaptor activity; protein kinase binding. Gene Ontology annotation, biological process: reticulophagy; positive regulation of protein phosphorylation; autophagosome assembly. The transcript is spliced from 5 exons. The record is from RefSeq and is a predicted model, not a curated record. Gene Ontology annotation, cellular component: Atg1/ULK1 kinase complex; phagophore assembly site membrane; extrinsic component of membrane. The coding region runs from base 793 to 4281 and encodes 1162 amino acids.
UUCUUCGAAGGUUGUUGCUGACUGAGACAGAGAGAGAAUAGAGGAGCAGAGCUCUUCUGUCCUGCUACGGUGGUUUGGUGACUUCUCGCAGAAGGCUCUGCGGGUAUUUUUUUAAAUUAAAAAUUAAGAAAAAAUUACAAAACACGAGCCGUGAAUUACGAUAAUACUUUGAUCUCACAACAAAGUAUAUAUCAAAGGGGUUUCGUGGGGAGAACCUGUAAGAAGGGAUUUUACUGAUUUAUUGAUUCAUAUCUUUACGUUAUCGCUUCUGGUUAUCUGUUCUCUUGGCCCCGUCUCUUAAAAGGGCAAAAAAAGGGUCUUUUGGGGUUUUGAUUUGGGAUUUUUUGGUUUUCUGUGUUUUUGUUUCUGGUGUGGUGAACUCGGGGCUGAUUUGGAGAGACAACUUGUGGGUCGUUUUGAGUUUUGGUGGUUUUGAAGAAUUUGAUGGUGGGUCGGUGACGAUUAGGUUUUUUUUUCUUUUUGGGUUAUCUCUGGUGGGUCGCUUUGGAUUGGGGUAUUUUUUGGGGAUUUGUUUUUCUGGGUUGAUUGUUAUUGGUGUUUUUAGGUUUUAAUCUUUGGUGGGAUUGUAAAUAUGGUUUUUUUUUUUUUUUUUGCAUAUUUUUGAAGUGGGUUUUUGAUUAUUCUGGGUUAUAUCAAGGUUAACAGUAAAAAAAAUUGUAUUUUGGUGAGGUUUAUCUUUUAAAGGGCUUGAAUUGAACCAUAUUUUCUGUGUUUUGGCUUGAAUUCUGAGUUGUGGUGGGGAUUUGGGUUUCUGAGGUUGAGAUUGAGACGAUGAGUUCAAGUAUCACGGAAAGUUUGGUCCAUGAGGGCAAGCUUUUGGUUCAUAUUGCAGAGAAUGGCCACUCAUUUGAGCUUGACUGCAAUGAAACCACACUUGUUGAGGCUGUUAUGCGUUUGAUUGAAUCUUUUUCAGGUAUAAACUUUAAUGACCAACUUCUUCUAUGCUUGGAGUUCAAACUGGAGCCUCAAAAGCAGCUUUCAGCUUACAGGCUACCAUCUAAUGAUAAAGAAGUGUUUGUAUUUAAUAAAGUGAGGCUGCAAAAUAAUUCACCUCCUCCUUCACCUGAGCAAGUUGAUAUACUUGAGGCUGCUGAGCCUGCUCCACCAGCUUCGUUGCAAGACCCUCACCCAUUAGAUGAUGCUUCAGACCCUGCUUUGAAGGCGUUGCCUUCUUAUGAGAGGCGAUUUAGGCACCAUUACUAUAAGGGGCACGCCAUAUAUGUUCGCACACAAGCUAAGUUUGAGAACUGUGAGCGGCUCUUGAGGGAGCAAAAAGUGCAAGAGAGAGCUGUGGUGGUUGCAAGGGGUAAUUUGGAGAACUAUUAUAGGGUGAUUAACCAACAUUAUAAUGAAUUCAUGAAGCGUUAUUACCAUCAGCAUAGAAUACAUUCUGAGCUUUUGGCAAAUUUUGGGAAGGAAAUUGAGAAGUUGAGGUCUGUCACUCUUCAUCCCAGUUUACAGACCCCUUUGCACAAGUGCUUAUUGGAUUUUGUGAAAGAAGAAACUUUGCGGAAAGCAGCUGAUUGCAGUAGCUUACACAGUCAGUUUGAGAAUAAAGUUUCACAAUUCAAACAGAUGUUUGCUGAAGUUAAGCGCAAAGUUGAGGACCUGCUUAAUGCCAGGGCCUCCUUGCCCAUCAAGAAUUUAGAAUCAACAAUCAAAGAGCAACAGAGAUUCAUCCAUGAACAAAAAAGUAUAAUGCAGUCAUUGAGCAAAGAUGUCAGUACAGUGAAGAAGCUUGUGGAUGAUUGUAUGUCCAGUCAGUUGUCCUCCUCAAUUCGUCCUCAUGAUGCAGUUUCGGCGCUAGGUCCUAUGUAUGAUGUCCAUGAAAAGAAUCACCUACCUAGAAUGCAAGCUUGCGAUCAUUCUAUCUCCAAGCUACUUGACUUCUGCAAGGAUCAGAAGAAUGAAAUGAACCGUUUUGUGCACAAUUACAUGCAAAGGAUAACUUAUAUUUCUUACAUGAUUAAAGAUUCUAAGUUACAGUUUCCUGUUUUUAAAGAGGCAAUGGUACACCAGGAUGAGAAAUUUGCAUAUUUGAAGUGGGUUCAGGGUAUUGGUCCUGCAUAUAGAGCCUGUCUUGCGGAAAUAGUGAGAAGAAAGGCUUCCAUGAAGUUGUACAUGGGCAUGGCUGGACAAUUGGCAGAAAGGCUUGCAACAAAGCGGGAAGUUGAGGUUAGGAGACGGGAGGAGUUUCUGAAGACACAUAGUGCAUAUGUACCCAGGGAUAUAUUAGCAUCCAUGGGGUUGUACGAUACUCCUAGUCAGUGUGAUGUUAACAUAGCUCCUUUUGACAGUAAUUUGCUUGAUAUUGACAUUUCAGACCUGGACUAUUAUGCUCCUGAGUGUUUGGCAGGACUUUCCACUAAGGGUGAGAAAUCAGGAAACUUAAGAGGUUCUCUUUCCAUGUCAAAUGACAGUUUACAUUCAGCUGAGGCUGAGGAAAUUCCAAUAGACACUCUUGAGAAAGAAGACUCUGAGGAGCUCCUUGAGGGAUGCGAGUUAGUUGAGAUAGCAGGAACUAGCAAGAUGGAGGUUGAGAAUGCAAAGCUGAAAGCUGAACUUGCUUCAGCUAUUGCUAAAAUUUGUUCCUUGUGCCCUAAAGUUGAAUAUGAGUCACUUGAUGACAAUAAACUGGAUAGCAUAUUGAAGAAUGCCACUGAGAAGACACUUGAAGCCUUGCAUCUGAAAGACGAGUAUAGCAAACAUCUUCAAUCCAUGCUAAAGGCAAAGCAAAUGCAGUGUGUUUCAUAUGAGAAGCGCAUACAAGAGCUGGAGCAGAGAUUGUCUGAUCAGUAUAUGGAGGGGCAGAAGCAUAUAAACAGUAAUGAUUCAUCUGACUUUUCCCAUUUGGGUGGGAAGCCUGUUGACUGCAAACCAGAAACCUCAAGUGGUGGAGAAUCCCACAUUCCUUGUAUAUCUACUUCUGAGCUCAUGGAUGAGGUUUCAUGUGUUUCAAAUUCGUUGGAUGUAAAGCUGGGAUUUUUCAAUAGGCUACCAAGCAAAGGUCAAGAAGCAGUGGAUGAAAAUAUGUUAGAUUCAUCUGGCAUGAUAAACCCACAAUUAGAUUCGUCAAUGGUGGAGCCACAUCGUGAAGAACUGCCUGUUGGCAACAAAGAUGGGAAAGACAAGAUGGCAGGGCAGUUGGGCAUGUCUCUGACUAACAGUUCUACUGCUGAGAGCAUGCCUGGGACUCUGAAUGUCUUACCUAGUGACGCUGCAGCUGAUCUGAGGUUGGAUUCUAAGGUUAGCAGUGAUCUUGUGUUGGAGUUGCAGAGUGUACUUGCAGAAAAGUCAAAUCAAUUGAGUGAAACUGAGGCCAAACUUAAAUCGGUGAUGGAGGAGGUUGCAAUGCUUGGAAAGGAGUUGGAGAUGAGUCAGAAGCUCCUUGAUGAAUCUCAGAUGAAUUGUGCUCACUUGGAGAAUUGUUUGCACGAAGCAAGAGAGGAAGCCCAGACACAUUUGUGUGCAGCUGAUCGGAGGGCCUUAGAGUAUAGUGCAUUGCGUGCUUCUGCUAUCAAAUUGCGUAGUCUCUUUGAAAGACUUCGUGCCAGUGUUCGUGUUUCAGGAGGGGUUGCUGGUUUUGCUGACUCCUUGCAAACCUUUGCUCAAUCUUUGGCCAAUUCCAUUAAUGACAGUGAAGAUGAUAGUACUCUGGAAUUCCAGAAGUGCCUUCGAAUCCUUGCGGACAGAGUUGGCUACUUGUCUAGACACCGUGAGGAGCUACUUGAAAAGUGCCGACAGGUUGAAGUUACCAACGAACAGCUUAGGAAAGAAUUGGAAGAAAAGAAAGAGCUGGUUAAAACACUGUUCACCAAGCAUCAACUUGAGAAGCAGGCAAGCAAAGAAAAGAUCUCAUUUGGCCGACUAGAAGUCCAUGAGAUUGCUGCAUUUGUUCUCAACUCAGCUGGGCAUUACGAGGCAAUCAAUAGGAACUGCUUGAAGUACUACCUUUCUGCUGAAUCAGUGGCCUUGUUUACAGAAAAUCUUCAAAGUCGACCCAGCUUCAUCGUUGGGAAGAUUGUCCAUAUCGAACGCCAAACUGCAAAAUUGUCGCUGCCUAUUUCUUCGACUAGGCCUGAGCAGGGCAAGGCAGAUCAAAUUGAUCAUCUGACUACUGACACCGGGACUGAUCACUUGACCUUGAAUUCUGGAUCAACCUCUUCUAACCCAUAUGGUCUCCCAAUUGGCUGUGAAUAUUUCAUAGUGACAGUAGCCAUGUUACCUGGCACCCCCAUUUAUUCACCACCUCCUUCCUGAUCUUGCUCCAGGCAGAUAUAGAUGUGAUGGAAGACACCAAGUGUAUAUAGAUAAAAUAUAUAUAAAUAUUCUCAGUAUAAGAGCACUCAUGGACGGAGUUGAACUUGCAGUUUCUUCUGUACAGCUGAUGAUCCCAUUUAAGUUUAAUCUCCCCAUUGUAUAUAUAGAGCUACUCUGAAUUCUCUUUUUAGUAUGUACAAAACUGUGAAUAUCCAUUCAUCUAGACCCUGAUCCUCAACUGCCUUUUUACGUUUGAAAACUUUAUACAUUUAUUUUAGCAA